AUGAUAUAUUUCGUUGCCUAUAUCUAUCUAUCUAUCUAUCUAUCUAUCUAUCUAUCUAUCUAUCUCAUCUGUUUAUCUAUCUCAUUCUGUUUAUUUCUAUCUAUCUAUCUAUCUAUCUAUCUAUCUAUCUAUCUAUCUAUUUUGCUAACUCAUUCUGUUCCAUUAUCUAUCUUUCUAUUUCUCUCACUGUCUCUCUUUUCUCUAACUCAUCUCAGUCUGUUUCCAUUAUGUAUUAUCUAUCUAUCUAUCUAUCUAUCUAUCUCAUUCUGUUCAUUGUGUAUUUCUCUAUCUAUCUGUCUCAUUCAUUAUCUAUCUAUCUAUCUAUCUAUCUAUCUAUCUAUCUAUCUAUCUAUCUAUCUCAUUCUAUUCAUUGUGUAUUUCUCUCUCUAUCUCUCUAUCCCAUCAAUUAUCUAUCUAUCUAUCUAUCUAUCUAUCUAUCUAUCUAUCUAUCUAUCUAUCUAUCUCAUUCUGUCCAUUGUGUAUUUCUCUAUCUCUCUAUCUCAUUCAUUAUCUAUCUAUCUAUCUAUCUAUCGAUCUAUCUAUCUAUCUAUCUAUCAGUACAAGACAUUUAUUUCAAUUUCCUUCAUGUCAUCUAUUAUUUUGUCGAUGUGUACUCAUUAUUAUAUCUGUUAUAUUGCCAUUAAAAUCUGUGUCCAUAUGACUAUCUCUCUAUACCUGUGUGUCAAUUAUCUAUCUAUUUAUCUAUCUAUCUAUCUAUCUAUCUAUCUAUCUAUCUAUCUAUCUAUCUGUCCGUCUAAGAUGGAAAUCUAUCUAUCUAUCUAUCUAUCUAUCUAUCUAUCUAUCUAUCUCAAUCUGUUCUUAUCUAUUAAAUUCAGUCUGUUCAUAUCUAUCUAUCUAUCGAUCUAUUUAUCUAUCUAUCUAUCUAUCUAUCUAUCUAUCUAUCUCAGUCUGUUAAUAUCUAUCUAUCUAUCUAUCUAUCUAUCUAUCUAUCUAUCUAUCUAUCUCAUUCUGUUCAUAUCUAUUUAUUUCAGUCUGUUAAUAUCUAUCUAUCUAUCUAUCUAUCUAUCUCAUUCUGUUCAUAUCUAUUUAUUUCAGUCUGUUAAUAUCUAUCUAUCUAUCUAUCUAUCUAUCUAUCUAUCUAUCUAUCUAUCUCAAUAUGUUAAUACCUAUGUUUCUCGGUCUGUAAAUAUCUAUCUAUCUAUCUAUCUAUCUAUCUAUCUAUCUAUCUAUCUAUCUCAUUCUGUUCAUAUCUAUUUAUUUCAGUCUGUUAAUAUCUAUCUAUCUAUCUAUCUAUCUAUCUAUCUAUCUAUCUAUCUCAAUAUUCUGUUAAUAUCUAUCUAUCUAUCUAUCUAUCUAUCUAUCUAUCUAUCUAUCUAUCUAUCUGUGUAUCUCAGUUUGUAA
This is a messenger RNA of Acanthosepion pharaonis, 1362 nucleotides long. NCBI's taxonomy places the organism in Eukaryota, Metazoa, Mollusca, Cephalopoda, Sepiida, Sepiidae. The record is from the annotation of a GenBank genome assembly.